Molecule: messenger RNA, 1613 nt
Organism: Carica papaya (papaya)
Lineage: Eukaryota; Viridiplantae; Streptophyta; Magnoliopsida; Brassicales; Caricaceae
Biological process (GO): GPI anchor biosynthetic process
Source: RefSeq, a predicted model, not a curated record
CAAAGACAAACCGGAGAGAAAACCCAAUAGCCUGCAACUUUACAAACUGCACCAAGCAUAACAGCUCCAAAACUCUUCAUCCCAAAUUCAAUCCCCCGCCACCAUGAGACGCUCCUGGCCACGCGAUGGCAGUCGCGUGGAGGUCAGUGCUGCCCGUCAUCCUCUUCUUUGCCCUCCUCGCCUUCGAAGACUGGAUAUCGCAUCCUUACUGCAAGACCAUGCCAGGCAGGGAUCCCGACGAUCAUGUUGGUCCCGAGCAGGAAUCAGAGGAUGAUUUGAAGGUGAUGCUAGUCGCCAAUCUACUGUUAUUCGGUUCGGAGGCUGGUUUUGUCAACCUCUACUUCAGGGAUUAUUACAUGUCCAAGUUCUUCAAGAAAUCGUUCCACAGAGUUAAGCCUGAUUUGCUACUUGUCUUGGGAGAUAUUUCGGCAAAGGGUUCACAGUUAACAAAAACUAAGUGGUUGUCUGUCUUCCAUCAAUUUCAUUGGAUGCUGGGACCUUUUCUUGGUCUUCCUUAUCAUGUUGUACUUGGGGAUAGAGAUUUUGGAGAAUGCGGCGAGCUUGAUGCAAAGUUUGUUAACUGGAUAACUAGGAAGUUUCCUGGGUUGGACUCAUCAGGUUGUGGUGCCUUUAAAAUUAGUAAUGUUAGCUUUGUUUCUCUUAAUUCCGUGGCCCUGCUGUGUGGCAACAAUGAACUACGGUUUAGUGCUGAGAAAGCCAUAGAGAGUGAGAGUUUAGGUCUACAAAUGAAAGCUAAUGAUGCAUCCAAAACUAAUGAAGAUUCUAGCAAGUUGAGGACGAAGUCACAUGACUUUGGGUGGAGAGAAAAUGCUAUUUCGUCUGGAGCAGGACCAGUCCUAUUGCUUCACUUUCCUUUGCAUCAAACAAGAAAAGGCAGUUAUGGAGAAGGCAAUGCUUUCAAUGGAGCUCUUACUCCACCACAUCAAAGCUCAAGGACACAGAGGAUGGGGUUCAGUGAUACCAGUCCAUAUGAGUUAUCAUGCACUGUCCCACCAAAUGCCACUGAAUAUAUUUUCCAAGCUCUUAGGCCAAGGAUAAUUUUUAGCGCACAUGCCUAUGAAUUUUAUGACUACGUUCAUUUUGAUGGGACCCGUGAAAUAACUGUUCCAGCCAUGACAUGGAAAGCAAGGGAUGACCCUGGUUUUGUUGUUGCCACUUUCAGAAGAAACAGGAGCGUUGUAAGUGUCAGCUAUUGCUCUCUUGCUCGAGAAUCUCAUGUACUAUUAGCCUAUAGCACUUUUUUGGUUAUAUUACUUAUGAUACCGCUUCUAGCAAGUACACCUAAAUUUAGAUCUUUAAGAUGGUGAUGGAGGAAUACUUCACCAACAUUUGUUGUGCAUUAACUUUUUUGUCUUAAUUUGGUAAACAUCUAGAGUCAAGCUACAGGAUGGGAAGAGGACGAAGGUCUUUGUCAUUGCAAAUUCUUUGUUCAGACCUUAGUCUGGCCUUUAAAUGAUUGGGUGAUGCGACCUUAUAAAUUUUAUUUUACUAAUAUAGUAUUUCCUUCCAUAUUCUUUGACAAACUCUAGGGGUGCUAUCUUAGAGGACUUGCACUGUUCACCCAAAUUUUACUAUGUUAGUGAAAUGCUCAA